CAGCAGCUCCUCUGACUUUUUAUCCUGCAUGGGGUUUAGUUAUGCCCAGCAACACAAAUGGGCUUAAAAGAGAUGACUUUUCGUGUUGGUUCUUGUGUGCUCAUUGCAUGGUUUUAAUGGCAGCUAGGGUGUAAUUUUCACUCAGCCUGUCUGGACAGUUAGUCAGCUCUGUUUGUUGUGGACUUUCUGCAUAGCAGCUGGGGAAGAGAACAUUUAAGAUGGGAAAAUGUGAGUGUAAAGAAGGACUGUUUGACUGGGGCUCUCCGGAGUGGGAAUAAUACUGAAUGAUCUUGUGAAGAACUGGAUUUCAAGUGGAUGUCCCUUUAAUUAAAGGCUGCUUAUAAUGCCAGGAGCUGGUAUUUGCAGCUGUGUUGAAUGUGAUUAAGACGGAGCCUUGCUCACUCUGAUGGGGGAAGCAUCUCUGAGUAUGAACAGUGAGUAAGAACACAGUGCUUGUGCUGCCAGGCUGAGGAGAACCCCGGGUAGAGCCCUAUGGAAGAGGGGCCCUGUAGCGACUUGGUUUCACUGUGCUGCUGAUUGGAAUAAGAAUUCCACUGGAAAAGAGGGAUACCUCAAAGAAAGGGAGAUACAUCUUUAACCCAUAGUGGGAAGGAAGAGGAAAGAAACUGCUGUACAAAAGAAGUGUUCCAUACAGAAAAGAUAUGCCUUCAUCAGUUCAACUGUUCAGAGACCAGAAGUACCACGAGCUGAAAAGGCAGUGUAUCCAGCAGAGAAGGCUCUUCGAAGAUCCUGAGUUCCCAGCCUCAGAUGAGUCCCUUUACUAUCAGAAAGCCCCGCGAGGGAAAGUUGAAUGGAAGCGCCCAAAGGAUCUCUGUCAAGACCCCUACUUGUUUGUGAAUGGAAUCAGCUCUCAUGACUUGCACCAAGGCAGCUUGGGGAACUGCUGGUUUGUGGCUGCAUGCUCCUGUUUGGCACUGAGGAAGACCCUCUGGCAGCAGGUGAUUCCAGACUUUAAAGAACAAGAAUGGGACCCUAAAACACCAGAGAAGUAUGCUGGGAUUUUCCGUUUCCGUUUUUGGUGCUUUGGAGUAUGGACAGAGGUGGUUAUUGAUGAUCUGCUGCCAACAAUUGAUGGGACGUUGAUCUACUGCCAUUCCAAUGUGGAAAAUGAAUUCUGGAGUGCGUUAUUGGAGAAAGCUUAUGCAAAGCUGGCUGGAUCUUACGAAGCCCUGGAUGGAGGCAGUGCUGCAGAUGCAAUAGUGGAUUUCACUGGAGCAGUGUCAGAAUCUAUUGAUUUGGUACAGGGAAAAUACAGCGAGACUAUUUCUGAGCAGAUGAAACUGUUUGAAGAUUUGCUGAAAGUGCAUAAAAGAGGCGGGCUGAUCAGCUGUUUCAUUGCGUCUUCCUCCGAAAGAGCCAAUGAGGUGGAGGCAAAAACAGGUCUCGUCGUUGGUCAUGCCUACUCAGUGACUGCAGUUCGGAAGCUGCAUCUUGGAGAAAGGCUCACGUUCUCUUUUAAGGCAGAAAAGCUUUUCAUGGUCAGGCUGAGGAAUCCCUGGGGAAAUAGAGAAUGGAAUGGUGCCUGGAGUGACAAUUCUGAAGAGUGGAAGAAAGUCAGCAAUGCAGAGCGUAAAAGUUUGGGGCUCACUGUUGAGAAUGAUGGAGAGUUCUGGAUGACAUUUGAGGACUGGUGUAAGAAUUUCACGGAUGUGGACAUCUGCCGGAUUGUGAAUACCUCCUACUUCAGUAUCCACAAGACCUGGGAGACAAAAAUAAUGCAUGGGGCUUGGGCAAAGAGUUCAGAGCCCCUGCUAAAUCGCUGUGGUGGAUGCUUUGAUAACGUGGAGACCUUCCUUCAGAAUCCCCAGUACAUCUUUGAUGUUAAGAAGACAGAAGACAAAGUGUUGAUCUCAUUACAACAGGAGGAUCGGCGCAGGUUCAAAAAAGUAGGGAAAGGAGACAACAUCAUAAUUGGUUUUGAAAUCUUCAAGGUGGAAGAUAACAGAAGCUAUCGACUACACAAGCUGACUGUGCAGGAGAGAGUGGCCACAUCUCCAUACAUCAAUACACGCAAUGUGUUCUUGAAGAAGAUUCUUAAGCAAGGCCGCUACAUCCUUAUCCCAACUACAUAUCUUCCUGGCAUCACUGCAAAGUUUAUCCUGAGACUCUUCACGGAUGUGCCAUCAAAGCUCAGAGAGCUGACAGCAGAUAAGCCUGAAAUGACAUGCUGGAGUCUUCUUUGUGGCUAUCCACGUAGAAUCACCCAAAUCAAAAUCCACUCUGCGGAGGGUUUACAGGAGCAAGAUGGAUCAGGUGGAGCAGAUCCCUAUGUGCUCAUCAAGUGCGAGAACCAAAAAGUGCGCUCCCCUGUACAACACAAUACUACCAGUGCGAUUUUCAACACACAAGUCAUUUUCUACAGGAAGAACAUCGACAGUCCCAUCAUUGUCCAGGUCUGGAACAGCAACAUCUUGUGUGACCAGUUCCUUGGACAGAUGCUGCUGGCGGCUUCACCCAGUGACCCCAGAGAACAGCAGACUCUGCAACUUAGAGGGAGAGGCAGCCAAGAAGCUGAGGAGGUGCCAGGUCACAUCACCGUCAAGGUUUUUUCCAGUGAUGACCUCGUGGAGCUAUGAAUACCAAAGCCCUCCAGAGCCAGACAGAGCUGUCACCUCGCAGCAGGAGGGCUUGUCUGUGCUUUCUGUGUGAAUGACUUGUAAGCAAAGGUUUCACAUACAUAACGCACAAUUGCUUUAAAAAGAAAAAGCUCUCUAAAACUCCCCAUUAUCGUGGGUAACAGGGAGGGAGGCUUCUAACAGGAAAAAAAAUAUUAUGCAUAUAUAUGUUCAUGAUACAGCAAGCAGUAGAAGAGGUGCCAAACUAACUGUCAGCAGAUGAGCUCAUUAAGACAUGAGCUCAUAACCAUCUUCCCCAGCAGCAUCCUUCAGGAGCUCAUGACAUGUAAGCUGGAAGCUGACAUGACUGUUCUCACAGGUCCUAGCACAUCACUACAUGUUCCCAGCAGGCAGGUUGGAAUAGCUACAUCUUCACGGCUGCAUGCCAGCAGGCUGGCGGGCUGGCAAGGUGGACUCACAUGCCUGAUGUCCUUGUUCACUGCUGGACUCCCCCUGGGAGGGGGAUUUUUUUGAUCUUUGAUUGAAAUUCUUUUCCUUUAUGCUGAUUCUUUUUUUUUAAUUAAUUUCACUGUUAUUGCUAAAGAUCAGAUGUUGCUUGGCUAAAACAUUGUUAUUCAAGGAUUUCAGUCAUAGGACUUAAGACCAGACAUGCCAUAGCAGUAUUAAAAUAGAGGGGCAUAUCUUGGAGUGACAGCUUUGCCUGCAUAAAGGCUCUCUUUGUAUUUUCCUGUUUUCCACCCCAAGCUGAUGAUUCACAAGUUGAUAUCUUUGGCCAAGAGAUGGGCAUCUCACAGUUCAGCUGUGGCUUUGCCUGGAGGACAAACUCAGUAGUAGAAACCACCUUGCUAAGGAUGUUUUGUUUAAUCUACUUGAUGCUAAAAUGGAAUAAUGCUCCCUUUGCCUCAUUAGAUGUGAUGAGCAGCACCAGAAUGAAAUAGGAGAAAAUUAGCUUAUGACAGGAAUGGGUCUGUAAAAUAAAGAUGCCAUGACAUAGCAGGCAUCAGGUUUUCUCUUUGGAAAUUUUGCAUUGGUUUAUUGCUGAUAGAGCUGACAUCUUUGAGAAACCUUAACUUGGGUAUGAUGGAGGACAGAUAUUGCUCAGAUUUUCUUCAAAGCAAGGUUUGGGUACAGACUUCCUUUUAACUUUUGCAUAUAGCCUGUCAGUAGGGUUCUGUCAUAGCAGACAUUUCUGAGUUGUCAGGCUGUGCAGUGAUUCUGGAAGUGUAAAAGAGGCUCACUGUGUCAGACCACUCAGAAAUGGAUUUUGUAUGGCUGCAAAUUUUGGUCUUGAAAGUGAAGCUAAAAGCUUACUGUUCUGGCUUUUGUACAGCCAGGAAACUUGUUCUCUGUAUGCCUCAUAACCACUUCAGCCAUUUUGUGCAAUAUUUAUAACUUAUAAAAUGGCCCUUGGUAGAGUUAAUGUUUUCAAAAAAGGUUUUUAAGUAAGUCUGCUCAGGGCUCCAAAAGGAUCAGUGCUGUAGGAGGAAAAUGAUUUGUCUGACAUGUUAAGGCUGGAAUAUAAAGCUAUGAAGGAUAUUACACUGCCAUCAGCUUAGCUGCAUGUACCAAGUACCUAAAUCCAACUCUUUUUAAAUAGCUUGGGCUCAAGCCAUUUUGCACGCAGAGCAUUUGUCAGAUGUGAACUACAUGCGGUUGGCAGCCCCACAGGCAAGUAUAACUCUUCUCUGUAAACUCAUGGCUUUAGUGUUGCUUACUCUCAGAUAUGAUUGUAAAGUGCAUUUCUUUUUUUUUUUUUUUAAAAAAAAAAAAAAAAAAGCAUGAAGCUUCUCAUACAGACCAGAGCUCAGGCAAGGCACACAGGGAACUGCAACUCAGUCUGGGUUGUCCUUCCUCUGAAUUAAGACCUGUUCACGUUACUUUUCCUCACACACUAUUUUAUUCCACAGUAGUUCUGCCUCCUAGCAGCCCAUCAGGCACACCUUGCCUGCACAGGCAGAGCACCAGGACCACGGAGCUGUUGAGGAUCAUAGGCAGCAAGGGUGAGCACACCUGGGGAGAGCAGAGUUGGUUUUGUUGUAUAAUCCCCUUUUCAGACAGAUGAUUUUCCAGAGCUGUUCCUUGUGAGAUGGGUGCAGUAAGGAGGGAUAGGCUGGACUGGCUGAUUGAUUGGGGUCAGUGCUUAGCCUGAAGAAGGUUCCUGUCAGACAGCACCCAGCGCAGCCAGGCUGCUUCCCCUGCUGUGAACUGACACAGCCUGCAGCCGACCGGAGGCUUAUGCCUCCCUGCUGCAGUGUUUGCCUGAGAAGGCUCGCCUGAGCUAGUGAGGGCACAGAGCUUGCGGGGGGUCACUUGGCUGUUAGCAGCAGGCCCCAGAGCCCACCGCUGCCCGCAGCAUCUGUGUGAGGGUCAUCCCCAGCGUCUGUGGGGGGUAGAGGGAGCAAGAGUUCUCUGACCGCACACAACGGAGAGCUGCUCCCAGAACUGCCUUUUGAGAGAGACGUGGGAAUCGAAUGUUACCGGAACCGGGCGGUGUUUUUCAGCAUUCAGUGAUACCUUAUGGGAAAAUGUUCUGUUCUGUUUUGUGGUAACUACAUGUAUUUGUGUGCCACCUUCGGGGAGAGAUCGUUCCCCCACAAAUCCCCAAAUUAAAACAGAGGGAAACAGUCUGAAAAAUGUUUUAUUUCAAGUGUCAACCUUUAUUUCUCAAUAUGAAGUGACCUAAAUAAAAGGCUAACAAAAUAUAAAAACCUUGAA
Messenger RNA from Numida meleagris (helmeted guineafowl), 5312 nucleotides. It is a transcript of the gene CAPN6, whose product is annotated as calpain 6. NCBI's taxonomy places the organism in Eukaryota, Metazoa, Chordata, Aves, Galliformes, Numididae. The transcript has 14 exons. Gene Ontology annotation, biological process: proteolysis. Gene Ontology annotation, molecular function: calcium-dependent cysteine-type endopeptidase activity. Gene Ontology annotation, cellular component: cytoplasm. The record is from RefSeq and is a predicted model, not a curated record. Bases 663 to 2597 code for a protein of 644 amino acids.